Messenger RNA from Oncorhynchus kisutch (coho salmon), 2826 nucleotides. Its product is annotated as condensin complex subunit 2-like. Gene Ontology annotation, cellular component: condensin complex. The record is from RefSeq and is a predicted model, not a curated record. Gene Ontology annotation, biological process: mitotic chromosome condensation. The coding region runs from base 42 to 2342 and encodes 766 amino acids. The transcript is spliced from 18 exons. Gene Ontology annotation, molecular function: chromatin binding. Lineage: Eukaryota; Metazoa; Chordata; Actinopteri; Salmoniformes; Salmonidae.
GUGAUUGGUGGCUAAUCGGGUGUCUAAACACAAAAUGUGGUAUGGGCGGAGCUACCUCAAUGGGGCGGAGUCGAGUGUCGAUUCAACAUGGUAACGCCCACUGUCAUUACGUAAACCCUUCGGCGCACAUUUUCAAAUCUGAUCAGGAACAAAAGUGCAUUCAUACAAAGCUAAAUACGCGUUGUUUUCAUUUUAAUGUAGCUAUAUAUAAAGAAACAGUUCACUGUUCCAGAAGCUUUGGAAAUAAUCGAGUCACGAUGAGCUCAUCGUCCUCACCCCUUUCCCGGGUGCGUCAGUGGGCCUCACCGUCCCUGAAGCACAGAGGCGCCUCUCCUGUCGCGAGCAGCACCCCGCUCUUCGCAUCUUUCGAGGGAAACGAUGAUGAGCUAGAGCGGCGUCAGAGGCGCAGAUCCCGGGUCAUUGGCCUGCAAGCUGCCGCUGACUCCUCAUUUAAUGAAUCUACCUCUCAUAGCACCAAGGGGACCCCUGCUGCUGUGCCCAAACUGUCAAAUGCACAGAUCUCAGAGCAUUACUCCACCUGCAUCAAGCUCUCCACUGAAAAUAAAAUUACCACCAAAAAUGCCUUUGGUCUCCACCUGAUUGACUACAUGGCUGACAUCCUCAAACAGAAGGAUUCUGAGCUCACAAAUUUCAAGGUGGCAGCGGGUACCUUGGACGCCAGCACCAAGAUUUACGCAGUCCGAGUGGAUGCUGUCCAUGCUGAUGCCUACAGAGUACUGGGAGGACUGGGUGCUGAGACCAAGCCUGGGGAAGCAGGAGAUGGGGGAGAGAUGGCGGAAGGUGCUGCAGGAGAACUGGCUGCCAAGCAGGUGGUGAAGAAGAAGAAGAGGCCUCCCAAAAAGACUGUGGAGCAGAACCUGAGCAACAUCGACAGCUCUGAGUCGGAGAGGAAGUGUGAGGUCGACCCCAUGUUCCAGCGCAUGGCGUCGUCCUUCGACGAGAGCAGCACAGCAGGUGUAUUCCUGUCGGUGCUGUUCAGUGAAGACAGUAGCUGUGAGCUGCUCUUCCCCUCCCACAUGACCCUGCUGCACUCCACUCACUCCUGCUCCCAGUCUCCUCCGCAGCACGUCCCUUCGCUGCCCUUCACAGGUGGUCUCCAGCAGACCCAGGAGAAGAGCUCCAUCUGCCCCUCCCUGGCAGACUUCUCUUUCACCAGCUGGAACCCUGACCAGACCAUGACCCAGAUGCUGGAGAAGAUGAAGCAGGGGGAUCACGUGUUUGACCGGAACGCUGAGGCGGAGCCAGAUGAGGAGUGUCAGGAUUUUGGGGAUCAUUUUGAUGGAGACUAUGAGGAUGGUCAGGGGGAUUAUGGUGGAGAGGGCUCCAAGGAACACAAGGAUGGCUGUAAGGCUGGAGGGACGGGGAGAGGAAGGGAUGUGAUUCCCAUUGGAGGGGGGGACAUAGCCACCAUGUGUCUGCAGCUGUCCAACCAGCCCAGAGAGUACUCCUACUUCAGCCCUAGGACCAUGGCUACCUGGGCAGGUCCUGGCUACUGGCGCUUCAAACCUCUGCACAAGAAGGACAACAUGCCUGAGAAGGAGGGUCGCAAGAGGAAGUCUAAGAAUGCCUUUGAAAUUGACUUUAACGAUCAUGUCAACAUUGAAACCUACUUCUGCACCACUAGAGCUGCUACCACUAUCAUCAAGUCCGCCCUCAGUACCAGCAACAAGAGAACCACUCUAGCUGCAGACUUCCAGUUCCCCCUUAAGACCCUGUCCCAACUCAGCCUCAAACCUGCCAGCACAUUGUGUAAAGAGGGCCAGAAGAGGUUGUCUGGAGAGCUGGAAGGCAUCGGAGACUACGACUACAACAACGCCAACGACACAGCCAACUUCUGUCCUGGCCUGCAGGGUGGGUACAGUGAUGAUGGGGAAGGUUUCAGUAGAGGUGCAGAUCACACCCAGCCUUCUGCAGACAGUAACCUUGCCUCCUCACAAGACCAUGACGACGUGUCCACCUAUGGGGAGGACGACCUGGUGCCAGAACCACACCGGGUGAACAAGAUUGAGAUAAACUAUGCCAAAACUGCCAAGAAGAUGGACAUGAAGAGGCUCAAGAACAUCAUGUGGAAUCUUCUGACUGACAGUCUGGAAAAAACAGCCAAGCAGGAGGUGGAGAAUGCUGAGACUUCAGAGGUGUCUGGGGAGAAAGUCUUCAGUCAGACCACAAAGACCCUGCUUCAAAGCCUGCCCCCCACCAUGGCUCAGAACCUGUCUGUGCCCCUGGUGUUCGUCGCCCUGCUGCACUUGGCCAAUGAGAAGAAUUUGGAGCUCGUGAAGGUGGACGACAUGUCAGAUAUCCUCAUCAAGCAAGGUCAAUGAAAAGGGCUAAACAAUGGGAUUUAAACAGAGACUUGUUUCCUUUUCUCCUCAAACUGCUUAUUCUCACUUUUUCUAUGUAUAUGAUGAAUUCCCGGCCAUUCGUGUCAAAGGCGCCAUCACAUUUAGGUGAAAUAUGUUAUUUCUAGGAAAUGUAUAGUAAGUGUCCCUCAUCUGUUUAUUACCUGAAUAGUGUUAACAUAUUUACCUGUACAUUCAGUAGAACCUGUCCUUUUUUUGUUCUACAUCUAUUGUGUGUAAAUAACUGUGGAGGCUGCUGAGGGGAGAGUGGCUCAUAAUAAUGUCUGGAAUGGUAUCAAACACAUGAAAACCAUGUGCUUGAUACCAUUCCAUUCCAGCCAUUUAUUAUGAGUCGUCCUCCCCUCAGGAGCCUCCACUGGUAAAUAAUAUAAAUGCCUCCCUCAAGACUGUGUAAUGUGUACAUACCAAAAAUAAAAAAAGUUUGUUUUUCUACAUUACACAGGAA